AUGUAUAGGACUACCACUUUGAAAACUCCAUUUAACUGGACAGCGACAACAGGAACACCUGCUGCCACCCAACCAUCGUUUCCAAGCUUUGGUGGCAUAAGUACACAAGUACCUUCAACGUCUGCUGGAUCAGGAACUAAUGCCCAAAUUAACAUUAUGAACAUCACGAAAGCAACCAGAUUUUCUGACUUACCACCAGAAAGCCAAAAGUUUCUUGCAACUUUGGACAAUCAUAUACAACAACAGAAACGGCUGAUGUCGUCCAUUGGUUCUAUGAUUUUACCAAGUGUCAAACAACAAAUACUCGACGUAUUUAACGAAUCGCGAAUAUUAUUUCAGAAAUUGGCCCAAUUGACUAAUGAUUUGCAAAGCGAUCAUCGCCUCGUAAACGAUUUGCUAUCAGAAAUUGAUGUUCAAAUAGGACUUGUUGACAACGCUCGUCGAUUUUAUGACGCUGCAUCACAAGGACUAAGCAACGCGAUCAUGCAAAUUGGUGACAAUGUUUUUUCCAAAUUUUAUUAUGACCUGAUAGUAUCAUUCGAGAACCGACUGCAACAAUACGAUUCAUACAUCGAGGAAUUAGAACGUCAUUUUACAUGGUUAUAUCAGAAUGCUGAUGGUAGAGGAAACGAACAAGAUCUGGUAGCACUUAUGGAAACUAUGCGCAAUCAACACGGCAGUUUUAUGGCAAUAACAGGAAAAGUUGCAUUGUUACAUGAAAGCGUAGAAAAACUACGGCAAAAAUAUCUUAAUUAUCGACGUGAUAUUUUACAAGACAAUAUCAACCCCUUUGAUAGACAGGAUUCGCGGCUGAAAGACGCUGUACCUGUUUUAUCCCUUACUGAAACUAUGUCGCCGAGGGAGUUAGCACAAACGAUCUCGAGAAUACCUGCAACAAAUCAAACACAGCCAACCAAUGCAUUCCAACAAUCAAGUAUAUUCUCUUCAUUUAAACGGAUUUUCAUUUAG
Messenger RNA from Cetraspora pellucida, 969 nucleotides. The record is from the annotation of a GenBank genome assembly. Lineage: Eukaryota; Fungi; Glomeromycota; Glomeromycetes; Diversisporales; Gigasporaceae.